AUGUCUUCGCUCACACUCCCUACGCUCACAAUCGGAUCCGGCCACCACUUGAUGCCGGUUCUUGGUCUAGGAACCGCCGCAUCUCGGCCGCCGAAACCGGUGGUGCUGAAACAGGCAGUGAUUGAGGCGAUCAAGCUCGGUUAUCGCCACUUCGACACGUCUCCGAGGUACCAGACGGAGGAGCCACUCGGCGAAGCUUUGUCGGAAGCGGUUUCUCUCGGCUUGGUACGGUCUAGAUCCGAACUCUUUGUCACCUCCAAGCUCUGGUGCGCCGAUGCUCACGCUGGCCUUGUUGUACCGGCGAUCCAACGGAGUUUGAAAAAUCUUAAAGUGGACUAUCUUGAUCUCUACGUGAUACAUUGGCCGGUUAGCUCGAAACCUGGUAAAUACAAGUUUCCCAUUGAAAAAGAUGAUUUUCUGCCAAUGGAUUAUGAAGCAGUUUGGUCUGAAAUGGAGGAGUGCCAGAGACUCGGCCUUGCAAAAUGUAUCGGAGUGAGCAACUUCUCGUGCAAGAAGCUCCAACACAUCCUCUCUAUCGCCAAGAUCCCACCAAGUGUUAAUCAAGUGGAAAUGAGUCCAGUAUGGCAACAGAGAAAGCUAAGGGACCUUUGUAAGUCGAAUGGCAUUGCCAUUACCGCUUAUUCGGUGUUAGGAUCGAGAGGGGCCUUUUGGGGAACUGACAAAAUCAUGGAGUCUGAUGUUCUUAAAGAAAUAGCUGAGGCCAAAGGGAAAACAGUGGCACAGGUGAGUAUGAGAUGGGCGUACGAGCAAGGAGUGAGCAUGGUAGUGAAAAGCUUUACCAAAGAGAGACUAGAAGAGAAUCUGAAGAUAUUUGAUUGGUCUUUGACAGAGGAAGAGGCACAGAGAAUCUCGACAGAGAUUCCUCAAUGCAGGAACUGUGCCGGAGAGGUUUAUAUCUCUGACAAAGGUCCCAUAAAAUCUGUUGCCGAAAUGUGGGACGGUGAAAUCUGA
Molecule: messenger RNA, 972 nt
Organism: Arabis nemorensis
Lineage: Eukaryota; Viridiplantae; Streptophyta; Magnoliopsida; Brassicales; Brassicaceae
Source: the annotation of a GenBank genome assembly